Hydractinia symbiolongicarpus is the source of this 2148-nucleotide messenger RNA. Its product is annotated as pyruvate dehydrogenase E1 component subunit alpha, somatic form, mitochondrial-like. The record is from RefSeq and is a predicted model, not a curated record. Gene Ontology annotation, biological process: pyruvate decarboxylation to acetyl-CoA. Bases 822 to 1937 code for a protein of 371 amino acids. Gene Ontology annotation, molecular function: pyruvate dehydrogenase (acetyl-transferring) activity. Gene Ontology annotation, cellular component: intracellular membrane-bounded organelle. Lineage: Eukaryota; Metazoa; Cnidaria; Hydrozoa; Anthoathecata; Hydractiniidae. The transcript is spliced from 7 exons.
UUUAAAAAGUUCUUUUCGUUCUAAAGAUAUUCACAUUUAAAGAAUUUCAGAUUUAAUUAUGCUGCAUAAAUUAUGAUGUCAUAUUUCAGUAAUAGCAAAUUUAGACAUUUUCUUUCAUCAGUAAUUGUAGACCUGUUAAGGGGUGUGCAUUCAAACUUUAUCAAUGCAUAGAUAUCAUAAAGGUUAAUUGAUUAACAUAAAUUUUUUUGCCAAAAUGACACUAGCUUGCUCGUCCCAGGCUUCUUAUUUUUUUGCUGAUGAACUCAUAAUUUGGAAAAGAAUAUUUUUUUUACUCUUGAAUAUAAUAUAUUCACAAUUGUUUACAGUUCCUUGAAUUUCAUUGGCUGAAAAGUACUGAAAAAGUCAAAGAAGUUCAACUUUUUGAAAGAACCAUAUGAGCGUAUUUUUAUAUCAAAUAGUGGUUCUUUCAUUGCGCAUGCUUGUGGAACAAGCUCUCGAGCAGAAAAUGCAGUCGUAUGGAAACUCAAACAGCUAGUCAAGCUUGACAUGACCUCCUAAUCACAAAUGACAAAUGACAAAUAUAAACAUGCAAAAAACUUUUAUCUAAGCAAAACAUUGCACAUGGUUUUCACACUUUGCUACGCCACUCAAUUGUAAUUUUUUCGAAUCUCCAUAUAAAUGUUUUGUCUGGAAUCAUAUUAUUUCUUAUCCUUUAGUUACAAAUUUUUAGCCUACUUUGGGAUCUUUGAGAUUAACUAUUGAUUACCCAUUAGGCGCCAUUAAAUAAACAGCGUUGCAUAUUGAAAAAAUCACUUUAUAUCUUAAUCUUAUAUUCGGGACAAACCUUAUUCAGUUUUAAAAUGGUACAAAUUCUGAAAGUACAUUUUACUUUUACUUAUUUUUUUCAGCCGUAUAAGUUUCAUAAGCUGGAGGAAAAUGUCUUGCUCAAUAGUGCCGUUCUCACAAAGGAAAAAGCCUUAAAAUAUUAUCAAGAAAUGGUCACUAUACGUCGCAUGGAACAAGAAGCGUCAAAAUUAUACAAAGAGAAAAUUAUUAGAGGUUUUUGUCAUCUAUAUUCCGGUCAGGAAGCAUGUUGUGUUGGCAUGAAUGACACCUUGACUUCUGGCGACAGUGUUAUAACAGCAUAUCGAGCGCAUGGAUGGACUUAUAUGAAAGGCCGAAGUGUAAAGGAAGUUCUUACGGAACUAACUGGACGUAAAACUGGAUGCACACAGGGGAAAGGCGGUUCAAUGCAUAUGUAUGGUCACGAGUUUUAUGGUGGUAACGGUAUCGUCGGUGCUCAGGUGCCAUUAGGUGCUGGGAUAGCAUUAGCACAUCAAUACAGGGGUAACAAACACGUCUGUGUCACAUUGUAUGGUGAUGGUGCAGCUAAUCAAGGACAGGUGUUUGAAACUUUCAACAUGGCCGCGAUUUGGAAGUUACCGUGUAUUUUUGUUAUUGAGAAUAAUGGCUACGGAAUGGGUACCUCCUCGUCUCGUGCGUCCUUCGUUGAUGAAUUCUACACGCGAGGCGAUUUCAUUCCCGGAAUACAAGUUGAUGGCAACUGUGUUAUCAGUGUUCGAGAGGCUUCGAAGUUUGCGGUUGAUUGGACGAGAAGUGGAAAGGGUCCGAUGUUGUUGGAGUUGAAUACGUAUCGAUAUUUUGGACACAGUAUGAGUGAUCCAGGUACUAGUUAUCGCACACGAGAUGAAAUUCAAGAGAUCAGGCAGAAGCGAGACCCGAUUACUGGUUUUAAAGAACGUAUAACCCGUGCAAACCUUGUGUCAUCAGCUGAACUUAAACAAAUCGAUCUAUCUGUAAAGAAAGAAGUGGAAGAAGCAGUUUUCGCUGCCAGGAAUGAUCCAGAACCACCAGUCGACGAUAUGGCUAUGUUUAUUUAUUCUGAGGGUACCAACGGUGAACGAGUCCGAGGAGCCGAUCUAUUUACCACCUUUCCAACUAACGAAAAACGAUAAGCAACAAACUGUUCAGGAAAUAAUUCUGUACAUUUUUAAAUCCUUUUGAAAAGUAUAAAUUAAAGUGUAUACUUUCUUUACAAGUAAAAGAUGUUUUGUUAACAGAUGUAUAUAAGACCUUCCCUUUAUAUUUAUUUUUUGUUACAACAGUAGUCAGUUAGUAAGUAAAUAAGUAAAGGGAAGUUUAAUGUCCUUAAGGAUUUCAUUCUAA